AUGCCUCGCCUGUCGACCAGCAGUCGGACAAGCCCCGAUCACGAGCGGAAAGUGAUGAGGAAGCUCAAAGCUCUGAGGCGCGUUUUUGGGCCGACGAGGAUGGACAUUCACAGUGGACCGAAAGUCUGGGAGAAGGCCGAAGCGGAAGCGGCAGCGGAAGAUCCAGGGUCGGUUGUCGGCAUUAACACGAACGCCCGAUGA
Messenger RNA from Penicillium diatomitis, 201 nucleotides. RefSeq lists its product as uncharacterized. The coding region runs from base 1 to 201 and encodes 66 amino acids. The record is from RefSeq and is a predicted model, not a curated record. Lineage: Eukaryota; Fungi; Ascomycota; Eurotiomycetes; Eurotiales; Aspergillaceae. The transcript has a single exon.